Scleropages formosus (Asian bonytongue) is the source of this 5807-nucleotide messenger RNA. It is a transcript of the gene col5a3b, whose product is annotated as collagen, type V, alpha 3b. NCBI's taxonomy places the organism in Eukaryota, Metazoa, Chordata, Actinopteri, Osteoglossiformes, Osteoglossidae. The transcript has 66 exons. Gene Ontology annotation, molecular function: extracellular matrix structural constituent. The coding region runs from base 462 to 5624 and encodes 1720 amino acids. The record is from RefSeq and is a predicted model, not a curated record.
CUCAUCGUCCGUGAGGUUAACGCAAAAGUAAAUGAGGAGAUCAGAGCUCGAAGGUGAAACAUUUACAUUAUAUUAUUUAAUGUGUAUCGCUGCGCUGCAGCCGCUCGCAGGAGGAGGGGGCGAAAGACUGAGGGCGGGAGGAGCGACGGGAAGCUGCGAAGAGAAGGAGGGAAAGAGAGAGAAAGAGAGAGAAAAAGAGGGAGAGAAUUCAGGAGCGAAAGGUGGCGGUGCGCUCGGGAACGGAGAUUUACAGCAAGCCGGUGACCAGGAGUGUCUGCGCCUUGAAGGAGCUGCAGAGCUAUAAUAAUAAUAAUAAUAAUAAUAAUAAUAAUAAUAAUAAUAAUAAUAGAGUGUUCGGUGGAUGCGCUGCACCGCACUCUUUCUUCCCACUUCACCUGCGAUCACAUGAAUCCCAGAGAGAUCAUCAUCAUCCAGGAGCAGAUCGUGACGAAGCAGCAGAGAUGGACUGGAGCUCCGCGUGGAGAACAUGGGCAGCGUCCUUCUUACUUCUUCUCCUGGUGGCGGCCGUACGGGCAGCAGCCGAUCCCAUUGAUGUUCUGAAGAUCCUGGAACUCUCGGAGGACAUGGAGGGCGUGUCCAUAGAGGCUGGAUUUUGCACUAGCCGGGAGGACAGGGGAGACACGGACAUCGCCUUCAGGAUAGACAAGAAGAUCCAGCUGAGCGCACCAACAAAGCAGCUCUUUCCCGACUCCACCUUCCCGGAGGACUUCUCCUUGAUGACGACCGUGCGGGCAACGAAGGGCUCCCAGUUCUUCCUGCUGUCCGUGUAUGACGAUCAGGGGGUGCAGCAGCUAGGCCUGGAGGUGGGUCGCUCUCCUGUGCUGUUGUACGAGGACCACCGGGGGCUGCCCACACCUGAGCUCUACCCCACCUUCAGGAAGAUCAACCUGGCUGAUGGCAAGUGGCACAGGAUAGCCUACAGUGUGCAGGGCAAGACUGUCACGCUCUACUUGGACUGCGAGAAGAUGCAAACGCUGGACCUAUUACGAGGGGACAACCCUGUGGUCAGCACAGAUGGGGUCACUGUGUUUGGGACACGUCUCUUGGAUGAGGAGGUGUUUGAGGGUGACAUCCAGCAACUGCUGAUCGUUGAAGACCCUGAGGUGGCAGCUGACUACUGCCUCAACUACAUUCCCAACUGUGACUCCCCACUGCCUUACAGCAGCCAGUCUCAGGAGCCUGAUGAGGCCCACCGUCCCAAAGAGCCAGAGGUGGAGGAGUUCGGCGAGGAGUUCUACAGAGACCUGUAUGAUGAUGUCUCCGUUUCCAUGGUAACAGCGGGACCUAACAUCACAGAGUACGAGAUGGUGGAGUAUGCAGACUACGGCAACGGGACGGAUGGUGAACGGGGUUACGAGGAGUACGAAGAGUACGAGGAGUACGAGGAACGCUACAGGCUGGUGGACAGAGAGGGAGGAAGGAGCUUGACACCAGAGAAAGGCCAGAAGGGAGAACCUGCUGUCUUUGAGCCGGGCAGUCUGGUCCGAGGACCCUACGGCCCCCCCGGACCACAGGGACCUCACGGUCCUCCUGGCCCAAUGGGACCAAUGGGACCCCCGGGAAACCCUGGCGAUCCGGGGCCUCCUGGGAGACCAGGUCUUGCUGGGGCUGAUGGUAUCCCAGGCCCUCCAGGAACCUUGCUGAUGUUGCCGUUCCAGUAUGGGGGCGAUGCACAGAAAGGUCCUGUUGUGUCUGUCCAAGAGGCUCAGGCUCAGGCCAUCCUUCAGCAGACCAAGUUGUCACUGAAAGGACCACCAGGUCCCCUGGGUCUGACUGGCCGCCCUGGUCCACUGGGGCUCCCCGGUCCAUCAGGCCUGAAAGGAGACAGUGGUGACUCUGGACCACCGGGUCCUAGAGGGGUACCUGGGCCCGUGGGCCUAAGCGGGAAGCUUGGGAAAAGGGGACGCGCAGGAGCAGAUGGACACCGCGGAGCAACAGGGGAGCCUGGGGCAAAGGGGGACAGAGGGUUUGACGGCCUGCCAGGAUUACCAGGGAGCAAGGGCCACAGGGGGGAGAGAGGGAAGCCUGGUCCACUGGGCCCUGUGGGAGAACCAGGUGACAAAGGUUCAGAUGGACCUCCCGGACCACGAGGACAGCCAGGGGAACCUGGCCCUCGUGGACUGGUUGGACCACGCGGAGCCCCAGGACCUCCUGGCCAACCGGGCAUCCGAGGUGUGGACGGCCUUCAGGGGUCGAAGGGCAACCUGGGACCCCCAGGGGAGCCGGGACCUCCCGGCCAACAGGGAAACCCAGGAUAUCAGGGCCUGCCUGGUCCCCAGGGCCUCAUCGGGAUGCCAGGAGAGAAGGGUCCUCCAGGAAAGCAGGGGAUGCGAGGAUUGCCAGGCAUUGACGGCCCCCUGGGACAUCCAGGUAGGGAGGGCCCUGCAGGUGAGAAGGGAAUGCCGGGUCCUCCUGGAGCACAGGGCCCCAUCGGGUAUCCCGGAUCCCGGGGUGUCAAGGGAGCAGACGGACUAAGGGGCCUAAAGGGAAGCAAAGGAGAGAAGGGUGAAGAUGGAUUCCCGGGAGUCAAAGGAGAGAUGGGCACCAAAGGGGACAAUGGGGAUGAUGGUGUUCUAGGGCCACGCGGCGAAGAUGGACCAGAGGGGCCCAAGGGCCAAGCAGGGUCUAUGGGAGAGCCUGGGCCUGCAGGAAUCGCUGGGGAGAAGGGCAACCUCGGAGUGCCAGGCUUACCAGGAUACCCGGGAAGACAGGGACCAAAGGGCUCACUGGGCUUCUCAGGAUCACCCGGGGUACCUGGAGAGAAAGGAAAACGGGGCCCAGCUGGUCCACCUGGAAGUGCUGGCCAGAGAGGACCGACAGGCUCUCGGGGAAGCAGGGGAGCAAGAGGUCCCACAGGAAAACCUGGAGCCAAGGGAGUUUCGGGAAACGAUGGACCCCCGGGACCCACCGGAGAGAGGGGACCUCAGGGGCCGCAGGGACAGAAUGGAGAGCCAGGACCCAAAGGACCCAAUGGCCCUGCAGGGAAAGACGGACUUCCCGGGCAUCCAGGCCAGCGGGGGGAGCCCGGUUUUCAAGGGAAAACUGGGCCACCUGGGCCAGCGGGAGUAGUGGGACCCCAGGGUAAAUCGGGAGAAACUGGGCCCAUGGGUGAGCGAGGACACCCAGGGUCACCCGGUGUACCUGGAGAGCAGGGCUUACCUGGAGCUGCUGGCAAAGAAGGUGCCAAGGGUGACCCAGGAGCCCCAGGGGGAGCUGGGAAGAGUGGCCCUCCUGGACCGCGUGGAUUCCGUGGCAGCAGAGGCAGCCCUGGAGCCAUGGGACCUGCUGGACUGAAGGGAGGCCAGGGGCCUCCAGGUUCCGCAGGAGCCGUUGGAGCCCCUGGCGAGAGAGGACCCCCAGGAGUGGCUGGCGCAAUCGGUUCACCUGGCCGCCCAGGGAGCAGCGGGCCACCCGGGCCCAUGGGAGACAAGGGUGAGCCGGGAGAGAAGGGCCCCCCAGGACCUGUAGGACACGAUGGAGACCAGGGGCACCUGGGCCCUCCUGGGCCUACAGGACCAGCAGGUCCCCCGGGAGAGGAUGGAGAUAAGGGGGAAACAGGAGGACCAGGACAGAAGGGCAGCAAGGGGGACAAAGGAGAAGUGGGACCCCCAGGACCCCCCGGAAACCAGGGUCCCCCCGGACAGCCCGGAGUGCCGGGCGUAGGCGGAGAACCAGGCCCCCGCGGGCAGCAGGGCAUGUAUGGCCAGAAAGGUGAUGAAGGUCCGCGUGGUUUUAAGGGCGCUGCGGGCCCCACGGGACUGCAGGGGAUGCCGGGACCUCCGGGAGAGAAGGGUGAAACUGGACAUGCGGGAUUGAUGGGCCCCCCAGGACAGCUUGGUCCGAGAGGCCCCCAAGGGCCCAGUGGUGGAGAGGGCCCCCAGGGAAGGCCUGGUGGUGUUGGGCAGCCAGGACUUGUUGGCGACAAGGGAGAGGAUGGAGAAGCAGGGAACCCUGGACCAGUGGGGCCACCAGGGCGUGGUGGAGAGAAAGGGGAGCCUGGAGAGAAGGGUGACACUGGACCUCCUGGAGCUGCUGGACCCCCAGGGGCAAAGGGCCCCCCUGGAGAGGACGGCGCCAAAGGCAGCCAGGGCCCCAUUGGCUUGCCAGGAGACCCUGGACCACCAGGAGAGCCUGGGAUCAAUGGAGUGGAUGGUGUGCCAGGAGACAAGGGAGAUGCCGGGGAUCCUGGGAAAGCGGGACCAGCAGGGGCCUCAGGUGAGCCCGGGCCCCCGGGACCCCCGGGAAGAACAGGGCGCUUGGGACCGGCGGGGAAAGAAGGGAAACCAGGAACAAAGGGAGCAAAGGGGGCACCAGGACUUGAGGGACUGGUGGGGAAGACAGGACCCAUGGGGCCACAGGGACACCCUGGCAAUGCGGGGCCCCAAGGCCUUCCCGGGAUUCCGGGCCCUGCGGGAGAGCAGGGCUUAAGUGGACCUCCAGGACAGAUGGGACCUCCUGGCCCCAUGGGCCCCCCAGGAUUGCCAGGCCUGAGAGGAGAUCCGGGCAGGAAGGGAGACAAGGGCCACGCUGGGCUCAUUGGACUCAUUGGGCCCCCGGGGGAGACAGGAGAAAAGGGGGACAGAGGACUUCCUGGGAACCAAGGGACUCAGGGCCUCAAAGGAGAUGAGGGUCUCCCCGGCCCCAGCGGCCCCAGCGGUCCCCCUGGACUGCCAGGUCUUUCUGGGACCAUAGGACAGAAGGGGUCAAAGGGCAACCAGGGCCCCAUCGGUCCCAGAGGAGACCCAGGAGCUGCUGGACCCCCAGGACCCCCUGGACCACCAGCGUCUGCGCCAAUGCCAUCCCUGCUGCCAGAGGGUCGCAGGAAGAGGCGGAGACCCUCGGAACAGGUGGACGGAGAGGGAGGAGACGCGCCGCUGGGAGACGAAGCCUUCGGCGACGGUGCCGCCAUGGAGGAGGUCUUUGCUUCGCUCACAUCCAUGAAGGUGGAGGUGGAGAGCAUGAGGAGGCCGCUGGGCACGUAUGAGAGCCCCGGCCGCACGUGCAAGGAGCUCAUGAUGUGCCACCCGGACUACAGAGAUGGCGAAUACUGGAUCGACCCGAACCAGGGGUGUCACCGAGACGCCUUCAAGGUGUUCUGUAACUUCACGUCGGACGGCGACACCUGUUUAUUCCCGGACAAGAAGAGCGAAGCGGUGAAACUGGCGGCGUGGAGCAGGGAGAAGCCGGGCGCGUGGUACAGCCACUUCCGCAAAGGCAGACAGCUCUCCUACAUAGACCUGGAUGGAAACCCGGUCCACGUGGUCCAGCUGACCUUCCUGAAACUGCUGAGCGCCACAGCCAAGCAGACGUUCACCUACUCGUGCCAGAACUCGGCCGGCUGGUUCGACAGCGCCACCCGAAGCUACGAGCGCGCGCUACGCUUCAGGGGCACCAACCAGGAGGAGCUCUCGCAGGGCGCCACAGCCUCCAUCAGGGUGCUGCACGACGGCUGCCAGUUUCGCAAGGGCUUGGAGCAAACCGUUCUGCAGAUCGACGCCCCGCGCGCCGACAUCCUCCCCAUCGUCGACGUGUCCGUCGCGGACUUCGGAAACAACAACCAGAAGUUUGGCUUCCAGGUCGGCCCGGUGUGUUUCAACGGGUAGCGUCCGCACCUAGAGCCGAGAGAGCAGCGACAUUUACGUUUCUUAUGCCAAUGUGCGGUGGCUUCGUUGUGUGUGUGCGCUUCUCUGACCGUGACAGUUUCCCCCCCAACCCGAGUGUGAGAUCGCACAACGUCCUUCCUGAGAUGACCACGGUUUUGGCACAACACCAGCCAGGACCAAAGG